GGGGCCUUCGCUGGCGGUUUGUCUGUCCAGGACGUGCGUGGGCGAUAGAGCCCUAGCAGGUGAGGGUUGGGGGACCACCUCGCCGCAGCAUGGCCCGGACCGCUCCCGCGCUCGGACUGGGAGUUUAUCGCCAGGGCUCUAGAGUUAGUUUUGCCACUUUCUAGCUGUAUGACCUCGGGCAAUUUUAUCUUGGAACCUCCAUGUUCUCAUCUCUGUAAUUGGAAUAAUAAUAGUACCUUUCUCAGAGUUGUUGUGACGAGUCAAUGGAAAUACACUUAGAACAGCUUUUGGCACAUGGCAGAAUUGGGCUAUUUGCUGAAGCUUUUUUCUCUGGUAGCCUAGGGAGAAAUUUACAUUUUGACUUUUUCUUACCAUGGCUUUGGUUCACAAAUUGCUGAAUGGCACUUGUAUUCUCAGAAAAUGCCUGAAGCCAAGUGUUACCUCGUGUCCAUUUCUGAGCACUCACUUUGCAGACUAUUGUUCCAGUAGUCUUCAGAAACCAGUGGCUACUUCUGGCAAAGCUUCCUCUCAGAGGAACACUGAAGGGGGUUUGCAAGAUCACCAGAGAGAAGUUGCUUUGGAUAUAACUUCUCCUGAGGAGAAGACUGAAGUUAGUUUUGAUAAAGCAAUUAAAGAUGAAAUAAAGGACCAUUUUAGGCGUUUGAAGGAUGAGAUUGUGAAUCAUUGGAUAGGGCCUGAAGGCCGCCCUCUGCAAGAGGUCUUGCUGGAACAAGCCAAAGUUGUCUGGCAGUUCCGUGGAAAAGAAGAUUUGGAUAAGUGGAUAGUGACUUCGGAUAAGACAAUUGGAGGCAGAAGUGAAGUGUUCCUGAAAAUGGGCAAGAAUAACCAAAGUGCACUGCUGUAUGGAACUCUGAGCUCUGCAGCACCUCAGGAUGGGGAGAGCGGUCGCAGCGGGUACUGUGCAAUGAUAUCCAAGAUUCCAAGGGGUGCUUUUGAGAGAAAGAAGUCUUAUGAUUGGUCUCAGUUCAACACUCUGUAUCUCCGUGUCCGUGGAGAUGGUCGGCCUUGGAUGGUGAAUAUCAGAGAGGACACAGAUUUGGUUCAGAGGAAGAAUCAGAUGUACAGUUACUUCAUGUUCACCCGUGGUGGGCCCUACUGGCAGGAGGUCAAGAUUCCUUUCUCCAAAUUUUUCUUCUCUAAUCAAGGAAGAAUCCGGGAUGCCCAGUUCCAGCUUUUGCUUGACAAGAUCUCUUCUAUUGGAUUCACCCUGGCUGAUAAAGUGGAUGGUCCAUUCUACCUGGAAAUAGAUUUUAUUGGAGUGUUAACUGAUCCAGCCCACACAGAAGAAUUUGCUUAUGAAAAUUCUCCAGAGCUUAACCCAAGACUUUUAAAAUAGAGGUCAUGUGGUAGUUUUGUAUUACUAAACUAAGGGUAAUAGUAUCCAUGAUGAUUCAGAGACAAAAUAAAGUAUUUCAUUAGUGGCAUCUGA
Miniopterus natalensis is the source of this 1450-nucleotide messenger RNA. RefSeq names its product NADH:ubiquinone oxidoreductase complex assembly factor 1 (gene NDUFAF1). Lineage: Eukaryota; Metazoa; Chordata; Mammalia; Chiroptera; Miniopteridae. Gene Ontology annotation, cellular component: mitochondrion. The record is from RefSeq and is a predicted model, not a curated record. Gene Ontology annotation, biological process: mitochondrial electron transport, NADH to ubiquinone; mitochondrial respiratory chain complex I assembly.